Bursaphelenchus xylophilus (pine wood nematode) is the source of this 5966-nucleotide messenger RNA. Lineage: Eukaryota; Metazoa; Nematoda; Chromadorea; Rhabditida; Aphelenchoididae. The record is from the annotation of a GenBank genome assembly.
AUGGGACAGCUCCAGAGUUUGGUCGAAGAUGAUGUUGUCAGUUGCGACGACCCGGAGCACGAGUAAGUGGGGGUUUAUUUUUUCGGUUAAGGAAGAAAAUAUUGUAGCAGUGAGUAGCAGAGAUUGUCACGGCUCCGGAGCCGGAGCCGCAAUUUUGGCCGUUGCAAUCUUGUUAGUAGUUUAAAAGUGAUGUCAUACGUCUUUGAAAACUUGAGGGGGCAACCACUACGCGGGCAGCCGAGAUUUACCAAUUUGAAUUACGAUUUACCUCCUGUCAUCUAUGUAGUAUGAUAGAAAUUUUGCAUUAGCAACUCCCUGGUACUGAUAAGUACACGAAUCUAUUAAAUUCAUAAACCGCUUUCAAAGUUAUGGCAGUUUGCUUCCAAACAAUGAAAAAUUGCUUGAUUAACUUUACGGUAACUAUUCAACCAGAGAUUGCCACGGCUCCGGAGCCGGUUCUUGGCUCCGGCUCUGAGCGGCUCCGGCUCCGAGCCGGGAGCCAGAGCCGGAGCCGGAAAUUUUGGGGUUGGCUCCGGCUCCCGAGCCCAAAGUCGGAGCCAGGCUUCCCAGCGGUCAGAAAAGUAAAAAUUUCGUGAUCUUGUUAAACCAAAUUGCUUGAAAAAACACUGCGGAGGAUGUGACUUGGCUGCAAAAACGUUGGCUGUAUGAUCUCUGGCACUAAGAAAUUUUACUUUUGAAAAAAUGUUUCAAAAAAAUUUUGCAUAGGAGCCGAGGUUCGGAGCCGGAGACGUUUUUUAAAUUUUGCACGGAGCCGGGAGCCGGAGCCGGAGCUGCAAAUUUGGCUUCGGCUCCGGCUCUGGGAGCUAAGAGCCGGAGCCGGAGCCGAAAUUUUGACCGUGGCAAUCUCUGUAUUCAACCCAUUUAAACACCAAGAAAUUUGAUUCGCAACAUCUAACUGCCAUAUCCAUCGUUUGAAUUUCAUGUUAUACUCAAAUGUUGGCUGAUCUCCAAACAUGCUCGCAGAAUCUCCGUAUUUUUCCUAGCUGCCCGCAUAGUGGUUUCCUGCCGGCAUAAAAUAUUUGUCGCUGCUUUGAAAACAACAUUGCUGAAAUGCUAUAUUCGUAAUUUAAAAUACGACGAAGGCUGUUUUCUCAAUUUAUUUUGUGCUUAUUAAACUGCAACGAAGUGAAAUCUUGACGAAAUACUUUUUGCGGAAAUGACUAAAAAUUUGAUCUUAUCUUACCACCGUUAUCUGCUGUAUUUGUGACAAUCAAAUCUAAUUGUUUCUUUGCUUAGUUACUUGGUUUUUUCAAUUUUUGAAACAUGAAUUACAGGCCAACCAAGUCGGAGAUCCGGCAAGAGGAAACUCAUCGGGUAAGUGAUAAUUUGAUGUUGUGGUAUGAUCAAAAUUUAUGAGUACGGAAAGGCUGAUAAGAAAUUGCUCUUUCAUGUGAGGUCAAUUUGGCUUUUUAGAACGUAAAAAAGAAGUUUGGUUGCGCCGAACGUGAAAAGCCAUUUGAUUUGGACCAGAUCCAGUGGCAAAGAACGUACCAUUUUGCAUUCGGGAUGUAUGAAAAAUGAGGUAAAAUGCCUCCCUCUCCAACUAAAAACUCUCCAUUUUGGAGGGCUCCCUCACAAAAAGACGGGCGCGCUUUUGAAAUUGAAGUUUUUCUCUUGGAAAGCGAGGUAUUUUGCUACACUUUUUGAUACUUCCAGGAAGCAAAAUGGCACGUUUUUUGCCGCUGGAAAAACGUACCAUUUUGCUGCUGUAUUUCCAACAUCCCUUUCAACUGCUACAGCGGCUUCCACAAUACGAAACUUCUCUAUAAUGAACAAUUUUAGUGGUUGGUGUUUAGCGUGUGUCUUGGAAAUGAUUAUUCCAGAUGUAUCGCAAUUUUUUAUUGCGCUUUUCUCAUGCUGCUAGCUUGCAAAUUAAGAACCCGUAAAAACAAAAGCUAACAAAACUUCCAAUUUAGCUAGUGGAAUGCCAAAAGGACCUCUUCAAGACCGGAAAGACCUUUCCAAUUGAAUACCGACUGUCGCUGUUGAACAAAUUGAGAUGUCUUUUUGAAACCAACAUCAAAGAGUUUUCCCAAGCGCUGGCCGAGGAUCUCAAAUGCUCGAGGGAUGUGUUGGAAAAGACCCACUUCAAAUGCGUUGAAAAUGAGUUCAAGGUCGUCUUUGACAGGCUAAAUGAGCUUAAGCAGGUGGGAUAUUACCGUAAUCUUAUUAUUUCAUCAUUUCCGAUGAUUAAAAGGGUCUGGUUAUAAAAGAACUUUUGUAUUUUAGGCCUCAAACUCCUCUGAAAUCAUCUUUGAACCGGCUGGGUCGGUCCUUAUUUUGGGAACUUUUACCUAUCCAAUUACUGCGUGUAUAAUCCCCGCAAUGGCGGCGUUGGCCGCCGGCAAUGUCGUUGUAAUAAAGCCAUCCGAGUUGGCGCCAAAAACCGCUGCAGCGUUGAGUGAAACCUUCGCAGAAGCCUUUGAAGAAGUGAGUAAUAAAAAACCAGGCUAUGAACGUCGAUUUAGGAUCAGUUAGCGGUGAUCCCGGGCGAUCAAUGGACCGCGAAAGAGCUGCUGAACGAGGCUUGGGACCACAUUUUGUUUGUUGGGCCACAUCGCGUGGCCAAGUUUGUGCUGAGCGCGGCGGCGCAACGUUUGACGCCAGUUACUGUGGAAUUGUUGGGGAAAAGGUGAGGUUUUGGAUGCUCCUUUCAUACAGGGUGGGUGACUUGAAACUCCCAACCUUUUUUCAGGCAUUUCUCCGCCACUAAUGCACCAAUUUAUAUAAAAUUUAUAUUAAAUUGAGGCCGAGACACCCCAUUUCUUGUGCACUAAAUAUGGCCCGUCUAGGUCCAGGAUGGCACGCUUCACAAGAAAUUUCAAAGUUUCAUUGAUUUCGGGCUUCAAAAUUUUGAAUGAAAAUGCUAAAGGUCAGUACGGGUGCCUCCGUGAACGACCGGUGAUAUUUGGUGGGCAAGAAAUGGGGUGUCUCAGCUAUAACUCGAAAAAAAACUUUACAGAAAUCUGUGCAACAUUGGCGGAGAAGUACCUAACAAUUGUAAAAGAAGUUGGGAGUUUCGGGCGUCCCACUCUGUACGCUAAGCAUAGCCAAAUUCCUAUAUAACGAGCUGCAAGACGACAAAAUAUACUCGUUUUUACAGUCUGUCAGGAAAAUAAUGAGCACUGUGUCACAUCGAAAACUGCUUCGCCGCCGAGAAAAUGGAAAAUCGCGGCGAAACCAAAUUGCUUUUCACUUCCGCGACGCGAUCGGCGCAGCUCUCAUUAUUUUCCCGACAAACUGAUACAUUGAGAGGCUUGGUUGUACAAAGUUUCAUCAUAUAGAAUCGAAUGUUUUGGGUAAAAUACGUGAUUCUUCAUAUUUUUUUAUUCUAGCGCGGUCCUAGUUUUACCAUCCGCCGAUCUCAACGCCGUCGCUAAAGAUAUUGUUCAAAACAAGUGGAAUGCCAAUGGAGAGGUGGGUUUAAAGAGGUCCCUAAAGCGUCAAUAUCGAACGUAUUUUCAGCUGCUCCAUGCCAUUGACUAUGCAAUAUGCUACAGCGAAGAGGAUGUGCAUUCCCUGGUGGCUGCACUGAGCCACGAAGCUGUAGCAGUUUUCGGAGAAAACCCGGAGGAAUCAGCGAACUUCAAGAGGGUUUUGAAUCAUCAAAUGUUCGAGUAAGUGGGCUAGUGCUACAUUUUAUUAUACUACUGGUCUGUCGGGAAAAUAAUGAGCACAAUGUCGCUGCGUCAAUUGCGUCGCUGAAGUGAAAAAACAAUGCGGUUUUGCCGCAACACAAUUCAUUUUCUCGGCAGCGAUACGAUUUUCGAUGCGUCAGAGGACCUCAUUAUUUUCCCGACAGACUUUUAUUAGUAUUUUCAUAAAGUGCAUGGGCAUUUGGGGCGCUCCGCAUUGUGCACAAAAAGCCCCCAUCUUGCACCGUGCAUUUUGAUUUUUUUCCUUUUUGCACUGUGCAGCCAAGUAUCGCUGCUUUAAAAUUUACUUGAAUAAGCAAGUUUCAACUACAUGGCUGCGUCGGCUCCAGGAAUUUGCACAGUGAAAAAGACUUUUUUGAGGUUUGCACAUGCGAAAAUAAUGAAUUCCACGCCGCUUCAAAAGUGCGUAGACUUUAUGUCGCAAGUUUUCCGCACUGUGCAAAAAGUCUACGCACUUUUGAAGGGGCGUAGCACGUCAAUCCAGCCAUUUCCUGAACCGUUUCGAAACUUCGUAUCGUUUUCAUUGACUUAAAAGAGAGACGAAAUGUCGCGAAAUUAUCGGCACUUUUUCUCGCUCGAAAUAAUUGCGUUUUCUCGAAAAGGAAGAAAAAAGGUAAGAAAAUGCUUUUUAUCGGAUAGUGACAUUUCGUUUUGAACGAAUUGCCAAAAAGGGGCGGGAAAUUUUUUCUUCUAUUUUGGAUUGACGAGCGUAGUAUCUACAGCGCAAAAAAUGCACUGAAUGAAAACGAAAAAAUGUCCAUGCACUUUAUGAAAGUGCCAUCAGUCCGUCGGGAAAAUAAUGAGCACAAUGCCGUUGGGCCAAUCGCGUCGCUGAAGUGAAAAGCAAUUUGAUUUUGUCGCAAUAAAAUUCAUUUUUUCGAUGCGAUUUUUGCUGCGAGAGGAAGCUCAUUAUUUUCCCGACAGACUGAUACUACAUAUUAUGCGAAUAUUAAUUCUCAUUUUCAGUAAGAUCCAGAACGUCCUCACAAAAACUGAGGGCGAUUUGCUUUGGAAUCCGCCAGUCGGCUUUGACAGCCGGACCGAAUAUUAUAUCGCUCCGUACGUCUACAAGGUCGACGAGGACGAUGUUUUGCUGAAGGAAGAGAUUCUCGGCCCCAUAUUGCCUAUUCUGUUGGUGGAGUCCACUCAAGAUUCGAUCGAUUUUAUAAACAAAUAUGGCGAAAAGCCGAGUAAUGUGAGGAUUUACGGAAGCGAUCAAGAGAGGCUGGACAAAUUGCAGCGGCAAAUACGAGCUGAACGAGUGACUGUGGUGAAUGGAGAGAAGGUUGUGAAAUACGGUGAGUUCAUAGGGGAGUGUGGAAAGCGAUGACUAAGAUUUUACUGACAGAGGAAAUACCCCAAAUGCGACGCUCAGAUUUUGAUGAAACUUGGCACAAAUUUAGAAUCAUUUUUUCUAAAAUAUAUGCGAGGAUUCUAGGUCGCGCUUUGCAGAAACAACCGAGAUUUUUGGAUCGAAAAUUGGAAAAGAUGUGAUACUUUUUACCGAAUUUUGGUACGAAAAGUUUCAUGCCUAUUUCUACCAUAGAGUGUAAUGUUUCCACAAAAAAUCAUUUUUUUUUUCAGAGCGAAACUGGCAAAAAUAUAGACAAAAAGAGUUUUUUCUCUGACCGCUCUCCGCGUUUAGCGUACUCUCGACGGUCAUCAAAAAAUCCCAUUCCCAGUAUUAGAAUAUUUCAGGAUGAUGUCUGGUGGAUUGCCCAUGACCGAGGUCUUUUCAUUCUGCUACCUAUAUUUUUUAAAAGUAUUAUAUAUAUGCGAGAAUUCUAGCUCGCGUUUUGCAGAAACAACCGAGUUUUUUGGAUCGAAAGUCGGCAAAAAUUUGAGACUUUUUACCGAUUUUUUUUACCAAAAGUUUCAUGCCUGUUUCUAUCAUAGACGGUAAUUAUUUCCACAAAAAACUAAUUUUUUCCGAGCGAAACUAGCAAAGAUGUAGUCAAAAAGUGUGUUUUCUCUGACCGCUCUCCGCGUUUAGCGUACUCUCUUGGCGAGAAAAAUCGUUCAAUAUCUCGGUGGAGCCUGAGAAACGCGAGCUAAAACUUUCAGGAAUUGAUAUCUAGUCUAUGCCCGACAUAUGUGCAAAAUUUAAAGAAAAUCUGAGCGUCGCACUUGGGGUCCCUUAUACGACUUUUUUUUUUAAAUUUUUUUUAUUGUAUUUUUUUAUUUAUAAAUAUUUUUUCAGUGGAGCAAAACACCAUGACGACCCCAACCCUGCAAGCCGCCGACUUAUUCGAGCGCUUCUCUCGGCGAAAGCGGAUCUCCAUCGAGUGA